Messenger RNA from Acipenser ruthenus (sterlet), 2598 nucleotides. Its product is annotated as phosphatidate cytidylyltransferase, mitochondrial-like. The transcript is spliced from 8 exons. Bases 328 to 1344 code for a protein of 338 amino acids. Gene Ontology annotation, molecular function: phosphatidate cytidylyltransferase activity. The record is from RefSeq and is a predicted model, not a curated record. Lineage: Eukaryota; Metazoa; Chordata; Actinopteri; Acipenseriformes; Acipenseridae. Gene Ontology annotation, cellular component: mitochondrion. Gene Ontology annotation, biological process: cardiolipin biosynthetic process; CDP-diacylglycerol biosynthetic process.
GUUGUUGCUGCCUGCAGCUUUCCUUGAUUGUGGUGUUUGACAUUUGCUUGCUGGUUAGGUUUGACAUAUGUUAUUACUGAACAUGUAUUAUUAAAUAAAUUCGAUCAAUGUGAAGUUGUGUGAAUAAAUAGUUCACAUUCGUUUGCAAAACAAUGCAUGUCGUAGAAAAGGUUCAAUGUCGCCGGCGCAAUGAUGUUGAUAUGUGCUCAACACAGAAGUACUAGCAGUGCCUUCAUUAUAGAACGAGCUGUAGCGUAGUUUUUCUUUAUUUGUUUGCCCUUACACUUUAUAGAUCCCUAUGUAAGUGGGUCACCGCUUUAUUGUGUCAUGUCGGUGCCGGCUAUUCAGACCAGUAGUGUUCUGUACCGAAGGAUUUUGUCCCAGUUCCCACAGGAUAUCAGCCUGGCAUUUACAUAUGGCUCAGGGGUGUUCAGGCAAACUGGGACCACCCAAGGACAAAUGGGGAACAACAUGAUAGACUUUGUGAUUGCUGUCGAUGAUCCACCAACCUGGCAUACUAUGAACCUGAUGCAGAACCGGAAGCAUUAUUCCCUCCUGCGGUUCCUGGGCCCCAAACAAGUCAGCAGCAUGCAGAUGAAUUAUGGAGCAGGAGUCUAUUACAAUACAUUAGUGCCAUGUGAUGGCAGGGUGAUCAAGUAUGGUGUUAUCAGCACUGAUACAUUAAUCGAAGACUUGCUUCACUGGAAAACAUUGUAUGUGUCUGGGAGGCUCCACAAACCUGUUAAAAUCCUGGUGCAGAAUGAGAAUGGAAAGCUGCGAGCUGCACUGGUCAGCAACCUUAAGAGUGCGGUCACUGCAGCUUUCCUCAUGCUUCCAGAGAGCUUCUCAGAAGAGGAUCUGUUUGUCCAGAUUGCUGGACUCUCGUAUGCAGGGGAUUUUAGGAUGGUAAUAGGAGAAGACAAAUCCAAGGUGCUGAACAUUGUCAAGGCCAACCUGCCUCACUUUCAGAUGCUGUACAGCAACAUUCUUCAGGAUUGCCCACAGGUGGUUUACAAGCAGCAUCAGGGCAAAUUGGAGAUUGAUAAAAGCCCAGAGGGUCAGUUUGUUCAACUGAUGGGUCUGCCCAGGACUCUCCAGCAGCAGAUUACCCGAAUUGUGGACCCCCCGGGAAAGAACAGAGAUGUAGAAGAGAUGUUGCUGCAGGUGGCCCAGGACCCAGACUGCGGAUUAGUAGUACAGCAAGGUAUAUCUGCAAUAGUGAAAUCUUCAAGCAUAACCCAGAGUGCAAAGGGAAUUCUAACUGCUGGCCUUUUGAAAACUGUGUCAUACAGCAUGAAGAAACUCCAGAAAAUGUGGAAAGGGUCGAGAAGGAAGUCCCACUGAUCUAUCUCUGUGCACACUGUAUAGUCAUUAUUAAAGUCUCCUAUUUUGAAGUUUUUAUUUCUCUGAACUUGAUGGUCAAUUGAUAUUUGAAGCGGUUUUAAGCAGCGACUCUGAUAAAAAAGGGUUUGGAUCUGUUAGAUAUGAGAGAUCUAGUAAUUUAUUGAGAUAAUUUAACAGAAAAGUACAUGCAGUACAAGCAGUUUACUCCUCAAUCUGUGGCAUGACUGGUACAUCCUGCAGAGAUGAUACAACCACUUUAAACAUCAAAUAAAAUUCCUCUUCCACGGCUGCUGUGAAUACCUCAGGAUGCUUUCCUUCGUGACAAGUGCACUGAUAAGUUGAAUUGCUGUGAAGGACCCUUCAAAUAUUUCUCGUCCCAGUGUUUGAGAUGAAUUAAAUCUGUGUGCGUUCCUCGUAGCACCGAUUCUUCUAAUGCAGCUGCUGCACUGGCAAACAGAAGAUGUGGAAAACCGGACAACCCUGAAUCCUAAAUGCAUAGUUAUUUCUGCUCAUUGGACUGCAGUUCCUAUAGUGUAACCUGGCUUGAUAACUGAACCCUGAAAGGUCCACACAUACCAAUGACAGGAAAAAUAGUAACUGUCAGAAUCAUGGCUGGUUUAAUUUAACGUGGAGCUCAAUGAAAGCAAGAUUUCUAAAACUUUACGGUAAAUGUCUGAAAUAUAUUCAGUGGCUAGAUUUCCUGCUACUUUAAAAUCCAGGGCUCUCCAUUGAUGAGAUGGUCGUUUAUAGUCUCCGAAAUGCAUUACGAACAUAGAAGCAGUGAGGUAUUUCUGCCAAAUGUUUGAUUGGUUUGGUGAUCUUUACCAGUCUCUUAGGAAGUAAGCAGCAUGUAAAAAAACUAAAAAACUAUGUUCCCAUCAAUGAAGACUAGAAUUGAAAACUGAAAUAUUUCAACUCAUUAACCUUGGGGUGAGUGAUUUUUACGGACGGUGGUCAGAAACCUAUUGCAUGCUGUUUAUUCCUCUGUUGUUAAUGCUUUUUUCACAACAGCAUAUCAAAAUGGUCACGUUUGGGUUGACUUCGUCAAAAGACUGCUGAGUUUUUCUUUCUUUCUUUCUCUCGAUUGUCUUUUACUGCUCGCGCUGUAUUUUUCUUGCAUGUCUACAAUAUGUUGUAGAUGAAGGACUGAUUUUUGUGGAGUGCAAUCUGUGGGUGAGUCUUUAGGUCAUGUCAUCCCUGGGAGGUUUUAAGAAACGCAAUUUAACGGUGCUCAGUGCGCUUCAACCGCUAAAA